GGGCGCGGCCCGCGCUGGCGCGUUUCGGUUCCGGGCCGGCGCUGCGGGCCCUUCCCACCCCCGGCAGGGGAAGGGGGCAACAAGCUUCCAAACCUUCUCACUACAUCAGAAGGACAAAGGAGAACAAGAAGGCAGCACCCCCACUUCCUCCCCCCCUGCAUGUAACUCACAGUGCUCCAGGGCUCCUUUUCAAACUUUGCCAAAAUGCAAUGUGAUGAUGUGGUGGCGCAUCCCCCCACCCCUGGCCCUGCUGGAAGCAUCUCAGAAGCUCCUGAUAAGCCUUGACGGACCCGCUGAGCGGUGAAGUGUCCCCUGACUGCACCAGCUGGGCUGGGAGGUGCUCCCUGAUCCUGCCAGGAGCUGCUGGGUGGUACAGGUGGGAACAACCAGGAACAUCCCAGCCAAGGUGGGGAACAAAGGAUAAGCCGUUAUCCUUCGGAGCCUCGCACAGUCGUGCACCUGCAACCGGGACAGCCAUGGAGAAGAGCGGGAACAUUCAGCUGGAGAUUCCUGACUUCAGUAACUCUGUCCUGAGCCACCUGAACCAGCUGCGCAUGCAGGGCCGGCUGUGCGACAUCGUGGUCAACGUGCAGGGCCAGGCGUUCCGCGCGCACAAGGUGGUGCUGGCGGCCAGCUCGCCCUACUUCCGCGACCACAUGUCCCUCAACGAGAUGAGCACCGUGUCCAUCUCCGUCAUCAAGAACCCUUCUGUCUUCGAGCAGCUCCUCUCCUUCUGCUACACGGGCAGGAUCUGCCUGCAGCUGGCCGACAUCAUCAGCUACCUGACGGCCGCCAGCUUCCUGCAGAUGCAGCACAUCAUAGACAAGUGCACGCAGAUCCUAGAGGGGAUUCACUUCAAAAUCAACGUGGCAGAGGUGGAGGCGGAGUUGAGCCAGACCAGGACGAAGCAUCAGGAGAGACCGCCCGAGUCUCACCGGGUGACACCGCCCCUGAACCGUUCCCUGAGCCCGCGCCACAACACCCCGAAGGGGAGCCGCCUGGGCCAGGUGAGCACAGUGCUGGACAUCCGGGAGCUCAGCCCGCCCGAGGAGUCCACCAGCCCCCAGAUCAUCGAGCAGAGCUCGGACGUGGAAGGCAGGGAGCCCAUCCUGCGGAUUAACAGGGCGGGACAGUGGUACGUGGAGACGGGGAUGGGAGAGCGCGGGGCCCGGAGCGACGACGACGUGCGGGUGCUGGGCGGAGUGCGCAUCAAAACCGAGAACCUGGAGGAGUGGCUGGGGACAGAGCACCAGCCCUCGGGAGAGGACGGGAGCAGCGCCGAGGAGGUCACGGCCAUGGUGAUCGACACCACGGGCCAUGGAGCGCUGGGCCAGGACGCCUAUGCCCUGGGCUCCUCUGGGGCCAAAGUGGUCAGGCCAACCAGCACUGAGAUCGACAGAUUUAGCCCUUCUGGCAGCAUGGUUGCUGUGACUGAGCGGUACAGAUCAAAAAGCGAGUCUCCCGGGCGGAUGGAUGAGCCCAAGCAGCCCAGUUCCCAGGGGGAGGAAUCAGCCAUGCUUGGAGUGAGUGGUUACGUGGAGUAUCUGCGGGAGCAGGAGGUUUCCGAGCGCUGGUUCCGGUACAACCCGCGGCUCACGUGUAUUUACUGCGCCAAAUCCUUCAACCAGAAGGGCAGCCUGGACCGGCACAUGCGGCUCCACAUGGGCAUCACCCCCUUUGUGUGCCGCAUGUGUGGGAAGAAGUACACCCGCAAGGAUCAGCUGGAAUAUCACAUCCGCAAGCACACGGGCAACAAGCCCUUCCACUGCCACGUCUGUGGCAAAAGCUUCCCUUUCCAGGCCAUCCUCAACCAGCACUUUCGCAAGAACCACCCCGGCUGUUUGCCCCUGGAGGGGCCCCACAGCAUCUCCCCCGAGACCACGGUCACGUCCCGGGGGCAGGCGGAGGAGGAGUCCCCUCCGCAGGAGGAGGCUGUGGCUGUGGGGGAGACGGCACAGGGAUCUGUGUCCACCACUGGGCCGGAUUGAAACACGACUGCGGAGUCCGGGGAGAAAGGACCGUCUUCCCUUUCUUGGCUCUCCAGAGUCAGCACCAACCUGGCAGGCUGGUACUGUAAUUAGUGCAAUGCCACCACUGGACAGAAAGAAGCUCCCAAGAUGUUGCCAAAAUAGAAAAAUCUCUUCUCUCUCUCUUUCUCUCUCUCUCUCUCUCUCUCUCUCUCUCACACACCCACACACACACGUAGAGUGUUAAACGUUUUUCUCCCUCAUUCCUCCUCCUCUUGGAGAAAAACAGAACAACUGUGUCAAUCAACUUCUUAUUCAGGGAUCGACAGGAUUUUAAAUUUUUUUACUGUUCCGUAGUGACCUGGGACAAGCAGUCAUUUGUAUUUCUGGACAGCCCUGUGGCCCAGCAGCCAGGCCCCGCCGGCGGUGCCGGUGGCAGCCCCGCGGCCCCGCAGAGCC
This is a messenger RNA of Neopelma chrysocephalum (saffron-crested tyrant-manakin), 2426 nucleotides long. RefSeq names its product zinc finger and BTB domain containing 37 (gene ZBTB37). The transcript is spliced from 6 exons. Gene Ontology annotation, biological process: regulation of transcription by RNA polymerase II. The coding region runs from base 477 to 1988 and encodes 503 amino acids. NCBI's taxonomy places the organism in Eukaryota, Metazoa, Chordata, Aves, Passeriformes, Pipridae. Gene Ontology annotation, molecular function: DNA-binding transcription factor activity, RNA polymerase II-specific; protein binding; RNA polymerase II cis-regulatory region sequence-specific DNA binding. The record is from RefSeq and is a predicted model, not a curated record.